This is a messenger RNA of Maudiozyma barnettii, 723 nucleotides long. RefSeq names its product Tim21p (gene TIM21). Gene Ontology annotation, biological process: protein import into mitochondrial matrix. NCBI's taxonomy places the organism in Eukaryota, Fungi, Ascomycota, Saccharomycetes, Saccharomycetales, Saccharomycetaceae. Gene Ontology annotation, cellular component: TIM23 mitochondrial import inner membrane translocase complex. The coding region runs from base 1 to 723 and encodes 240 amino acids. The transcript has a single exon. The record is from RefSeq and is a predicted model, not a curated record.
AUGCUAUCGACAUUUUCUAUAGUACGCCCAAAGGGGUUACACACUCUAACAUCUCGAGCUGCUUUAAGAGCCAUCGACUCUAAAUUGACCUCAAGUAUAAUAUUUCAAAGUUCAAAAAGAUCAAUAUCCAUCACCUCACCUCUAAGCAAUGAAUCCAAUAAGAAGAAACCAUCUGAAAAGAAGACGACCACAUCUAUAUGGCCUAAAUUGAAAAGUUUCACUACAUUUACAUUUUCUGCUGCAUUGGUUGUUGGUGCCAUUGGUGUCUCGACAGUAGUUAUUUAUUUAAUUGGUGCAGAAUUGUUCUCACCAUCUGGAGAUACACAAUUGUUUAACAGAGCAGUAUCGUUGGUACAAAAAGAUCAAGAAUUACGUCAAUCACUUCAAAGUAAUGAUACCUUGUACAGGGAAAGAUUAAAAGCGUAUGGUGAAAUGAUAACACAUGAUAGAUGGACCCGUAAUAGACCAAUUGUCUCAAAGAGAAGAAUCGAUAAUGAUGGUAAUGUACAUUGUUUCUUAAGAUUUCAUAUUGAAUCUAAAAAGAAAAUCGGAUUAGUACAUUGUGAAGCAGUUGAAAAACAAGGAUCUUUAUUACCUGAAUUUGUUUCAUUAUACGUUGAUAUUAAAGGUGAAAAACGUCAUUUUAUCAUUAAACCAAAACUACAGAAACAACCAAAAUCUACUGGAUUUCUUGGUGUAAAUUGGGGACCAAAGAGAACUUAA